This is a messenger RNA of Drosophila mojavensis, 569 nucleotides long. RefSeq lists its product as uncharacterized. Lineage: Eukaryota; Metazoa; Arthropoda; Insecta; Diptera; Drosophilidae. The record is from RefSeq and is a predicted model, not a curated record. The transcript has a single exon. Bases 82 to 447 code for a protein of 121 amino acids.
GGCCUGGCCAUUGACAUAUAAAACCAGCCGGGAGCUGGCCUAACACAUUUAGAAGCCAAGGCAACGUCAGACAGUCAAGCCAUGUCGUGCUCGUCCUCGUCCACGCUCCCAAACGCAACCAUCGUCUGUAUCAUGGCGCUGCUCGGGCAGCUCGUGCUGGUCGCCUCCACGGAUCCAUUGCCACUGGCGCAGCAACUGCGCAUCUGGCAGUGCAGGCAGCGCUGCUAUCAUCAGACGGACGUGUCACCCUCGCUGUGCCACGCCCGGCCGGAUUGCUACAUGUGCCACGACUACUGCCGCGUCCUGGUCGUCGCCGAGUGGAGCCUAGCCAGAUCCAUGUGCGCGGAUCGCAUCUUCUGCAGUCGCGGCUGCCGCACCGCCUGCCAGUUCCAUCGACUGCACACGGCUACGGCGGCGCCCUUUGCCAAUGCGCUCCACAAGGCGUGAGCGCCCAAAGGACCGCCCGUCCGCCCGGGGAAGGGGGUGGCGGCAGUGGGAGUAGCACACUUGUAAAUAUCGAUCUAGUUGUUGGUGUUUAGAGAUUAAGCUCUAGUUCUAAGUUAAUAAAA